Molecule: messenger RNA, 354 nt
Organism: Penicillium crustosum
Lineage: Eukaryota; Fungi; Ascomycota; Eurotiomycetes; Eurotiales; Aspergillaceae
Exons: 2
Coding region: 1-354 (117 amino acids)
Source: RefSeq, a predicted model, not a curated record
AUGAAUACCGCAAAUCUAUUAAACUGGAGCGUUGUGCCUAAACCUAGCACAGGGCGAAUGUUGUUAUCGGCGAAAACAUGUCGCGGCUGCCGAUCGCUGCCUAAGGCCGCCAAGUGGGACUCCGCCGCCUUCGACUUCAGACUUCCACGGCUGGGUCUAUCAUUGCCUUGUUGGUUUGGACACGCCGUUUUGUUGUCUGGUGAAAAAGCUGAAGCUCCAAUCGAUCUAUAUCCGAUCGGUCUCUCGAUAUUGGGCUUAAUUCAGAACACACAACGUGAAUUUUGCUUAUUCAGAUCGAGAAUCAAACUGAGCAAUAACAUCAUCUUUUCGGGUGUGCGAAAUUUGGCUGCUUGA